AAAUUUUUAUUGGCUGGAGGAGUUUUGAGCCAUGGAUCCUGGGCCCCAUGACAGAUCAGCACAUGUGUUGGCAAGAUAGGAGAGGUAAAGAUAAUGUUUUAUGGAGUAAUUAUCUUUUUGAAACAGAAAGAGAUAAUGGCAGCUGGAAGAUAGGGGAGGAUCACAUUUAAAAAGGGGAUUUUAUCUGAUAAAGUCAAGGUGGCAAAAUCUGAAAGGGGAUUAGACUAGGUCAAAAGGUGAGGUGUCCCACUACUCCAACAAACUACCUAUGAUUGAGUAACUGCCGGCACAAAGAGGAACAAAAAGGGAACUUCUGCACAAAGAGGAGGACACGGCCAGCUUUACUCAAACAACUGCAACUUUUCAUACUUUGAUUUUCUCUGCACAUGGUUUUCAGAUUUCGGUUUUCAGCACAGAUUUCGUGUUUCAGCACAGAUUUCGUAUUUCAGCACAGAUUCCAUUAGAAUUAGGUUGUUUUUCCUUAUUCCAGUAGACAAAUUUAUUCCUAUAUUCAGUUAAAACAAUUUUCCUUCAUGCAAUGAACUUCAAUCCUUCAAGUUUAUGCAAGAAAUUCUGUUAAGAUGGAAGCAACUAUGGCAGGCACUGAAGAUCGGAUUUCGGAUUUCCCAGACGAAAUCCUCCAUCAGAUCCUAUCAUUCCUUCCUAUAAAAGCUGCAACUCAAACCACAGUGUUGUCCAGGAGAUGGAAACACAUAUUGGACUCUUAUCCUGUUGUUGAUUUCUCUCAAAGCUCCAUAUUUGGUCUUCGAUAUGAAUAUAUUCAGUCGCAGCUUGACUCGGAUUUUUCCCGAAAAGAAUGGCCUCAAUAUUGGGAAACUUUUGAGAAGUUUACAAAAAUUGUGGAUGACAAACUACAAAAACUUUGUGAAUACGGGAUUGGGAUCCAGAAAUUCAAGCUUUCCAUCGCUCUCGUGGAUCCAGAAUUUGAUUCCUUUUUUGACGAAUGGAUGGAUGUUGUCUCAGAAAAACAUGUCAGAGAGCUAGACCUCUUAAUAAUGGUGGGAGGUGGAGGUUGUUAUGUUUUGCCAGAAACAAUCUUUGCUUCCAAAUGCUUAACUGUUCUAAAGAUUUCGGGUUUCAACCUAACCUUAGUGCAUCCUGUUACGGUAGACCUUCAUUCUCUACGAACCCUGACUCUGAAGGGGGUAUAUCUUGAUGAAGAUAUGCUUCAAAACCUUAUUAGUGGAUGUCCUUUAGUGGAGGACUUGUGUCUUUCUUUCCGACGGGAGUUAAUGGGGGACUCGUGUGUUCCUUUCCCAUUCAGGAUAAAAAUGGUAAAUAUCUGUGGGCUCUUUAAGCUCGCAAAUCUCACCAUAGGGAUGCUAAGCCCUGGUCUUGUCCCUACUAUAAAGUUGUCUAGGUGUCAAGAUUUACGAAGAGUCUCACUACAUCAAGUUAAUCUAAAAUUUUGUGUGUUUAAUGAUGUUAAUUUCCCUCAAAUUGAGUUUAUAUCUUUAUCAAAUAUCACUUUUAACGAAGUGUGUAAGAUUUCCAGCUACAGACUCAAGACAUUGAUAAUAGAUGGUUGCCGGCGGGAAGAAGAAAAACUCAACAUUUUUGCACCAAACCUGAUUUCAGUUGAGCAUACAUAUCUAGUCCACUAUUCUAUAUUGGGAUUCUUCAAAUUCUUGGCAGAUUUGAAUGCUGACUGUAAUCUAAAAGUUUGCCUUUACUAUGUAAAUGGUAAUCUGCAUAUUCCAUGGUACAUCGGGCUGAAGGAGCAUCUACAAAAGCAAAAACAAACCAAAACUCUAGAGGUGUUCUUCGGACAUCCUUGCGAGAUUGUAUUUGAUUGGGAAGAAGCCGAGAAAAGCAAUUGUCUUUUGCCACCACAUGCCCUUAACUGCUUGGUCCUUAAGUGCAUGAGUCUUAAGAUACUUUCAUGUUUAGAUUUCAAUGCUGUUAUGGAUAGUUUCUUCUGGUGUUGUCGUCCUCAAGUCCUAUCUACUCAUACUCAACCAAGGCGUUUCAUAAAGUUCCUAUUCAAGACGUUGAAGAACAGAGAAAAUGAAGGCUGUUGCAGUUCAAGUGAGAUUAAAUGUUGGAGGCAUGAAGGCUGCUGCGGUUCAAGUGAGAUCAAAUGUUGGAGGCAUUCCUUGAAGAAGGUGAGCGAUGUUGUUAUAUUCGAGUACAAAGGGAUUGAAGAAAAGAUGCCUCUUUGCUGGGAUACUUUCAAAAAAACUGCACCAGAGAAUUGGGCAAUAAGGUCUGAAGAAAGUCAGAACUAAGCAAAACAAUACUUUUGAAUUGUCCUGGUCCUGGUUUAUUUUGUUUUGAAUUACUUAACGUGCGUUUUUUCUUCCUCUCUGUCUAUUGAAAAUGUCCAACAUCUAAAAAGUGGUGGAAAUGGUGGUUGGGAGUUGCACAUUUUAUAGUAAUAAGAUAAAAAUGAAAACUAAGA
Messenger RNA from Rubroshorea leprosula, 2422 nucleotides. Lineage: Eukaryota; Viridiplantae; Streptophyta; Magnoliopsida; Malvales; Dipterocarpaceae. The record is from the annotation of a GenBank genome assembly.